Dentiscutata heterogama is the source of this 417-nucleotide messenger RNA. Lineage: Eukaryota; Fungi; Glomeromycota; Glomeromycetes; Diversisporales; Gigasporaceae. The record is from the annotation of a GenBank genome assembly.
AUGUAUAAUAAAGUCGAAAUUGUAGUUGAAGCUAUUCCAGAAGCAGUAGAUAAAAUUAAGGAUGCAGUAAAAACAAUAAAUUCUUCAGAUAAGACUUCUAAAGAAAUCGUUGUAAUCACUAGCAUAUCUUACAAAUUAAUACCUCAAAUAGUAACAUCGGUAUCGAUUCUAGUUAAUGAAAUUUCGCAGAUAUUUGAAAAGGCGCAAUGUAAUAAAAAUAUUUGCUCAGCUUUAAAUGUCCGAGUAAGAAAUAUAGAUAUCGCAGUAAAAUUCUUGAGCCAGAGAAUAGAAAAAGAUAACAAAGAAUCUGAGAAGAUUUGUUAUCAACUCAUAUCACAAUUUAAAAUUUUAUUAGAGAAAAUUAAAAUUUACGCAAUAGAUAUUUCACAAAUACAGCGAGUCAAACUAUUCUCAAAU